AUGACUUACUAUCAAAUGUACAGGAACACCACGCUGGGGGAAGCCUUGCAAAAAACGCUUGACGACCUUGUUCAAGAGCAGAUGAUUCCGCAACAGCUUGCCGAAAAGGUGCUUGUUAUUUACGACAAAGCCAUCAACAAAGCUCUAGCUCAAAAAGCCAAGAACAAGAUGUACUUCAAGGCUGAAAAACUGAGAGCAUAUCGACACUGCGACAACGGUAAAAUUCGUCGCAUGUGA
Cylicocyclus nassatus is the source of this 237-nucleotide messenger RNA. Lineage: Eukaryota; Metazoa; Nematoda; Chromadorea; Rhabditida; Strongylidae. The record is from the annotation of a GenBank genome assembly.